Helianthus annuus (common sunflower) is the source of this 1394-nucleotide messenger RNA. Its product is annotated as probable inactive purple acid phosphatase 16. NCBI's taxonomy places the organism in Eukaryota, Viridiplantae, Streptophyta, Magnoliopsida, Asterales, Asteraceae. Gene Ontology annotation, molecular function: hydrolase activity, acting on ester bonds. The transcript has 5 exons. Gene Ontology annotation, cellular component: cytoplasm. The coding region runs from base 99 to 1247 and encodes 382 amino acids. The record is from RefSeq and is a predicted model, not a curated record.
CUAAACAGUCGGCAUAUCCUCCAAAAUUAACGUUAUCAUCGAAAUCAUCUAAAGUUGCUUGUUUGUUAACCACAUAUCACGUGUUCUUCAAAUAAUCAAUGGCCAAAUCACCAAACAGAUCGCCGGCAUCUAACGGCUGGUGCACCAUCACCGUUCUCUUUCUUAUCUGCCAAAAGUUUGUCACCGUUCGGCCAGAAGAUGGACUAGCGGAUGAUGGUUGCUUACGAAGCAAGGGUUCGUCGUUUAAGGUGGCUCUAUUUGCCGAUCUACAUUUUGGAGAGGAUGCAUGGACUGACUGGGGCCCGCACCAAGAUUUUAACUCCGUUAAAGUUAUGUCCACAGUUCUCGACCUUGAAAGCCCAGAUUUCGUGGUAUAUCUUGGAGAUGUAAUCACGGCAAACAAUUUACCAGUUCAUAAUGCUAGCUUGUAUUGGGAUCAAGCAAUAUCUCCGACACGAGCCAGGAACAUACCGUGGGCUAGCUUGUUUGGUAACCAUGACGAUGCACCAUUCGAGUGGCCUAUCGACUGGUUUUCAUCGUCCGGAAUACCUCAAAUACUCUGCCCUUCCGCAAAUGCUUCCCGGGGAGACAAGUGUAGCUUUAAGGGGACAACGCGUUUGGAGCUGAUGAACAAUGAGAUAAGGCGUAAUUUGAUGUCAUACUCGCAAUUUGGCCCUCAAAAUCUAUGGCCAAGUGUAUCUAAUUACGUUCUUACCAUUGUAUCCCCAAAACGUGAUCACAAAUCGCCUGUAAUGUUCAUGUACUUCUUGGAUUCUGGCGGCGGAUCAUACCCAGAGGUUAUAUCAACUAUCCAGUCUGAAUGGUUCCAUAACAAAUCUCAAGAGGUGAACCCUGAUUCAAGCAUACCAGAGAUAGUAUUUUGGCAUAUACCAAGUAAAGCCUACAAGAAGGUGGCCAAGAAAGUUGCAUCCAAACGGACACAGUGCGUAGGUUCGAUGUUUGAAGAGCCCGUGGCGGCCCAAGACGCGGAAAUGGGAAUGAUGAAGCUUCUUAAAAAAAGGCCUUCAGUGAAAGCUAUAUUUGUGGGUCACAACCAUGGGCUCGAUUGGUGCUGCCCAUAUGAGAAGAUGUGGUUGUGUUAUGCUAGACAUACUGGGUACGGUGGCUAUGGAACAUGGGCUCGAGGUGCUAGAAUCUUGGAAAUUACCGACGAGCCCUUUUCACUCAAGUCGUGGAUUAGAAUGGAAAAUGGCACGUUGCAUAGUGAGGUGGUUUUAUCUCCUUAGAAGUAGCUUUUGUUAGGAAAUUUGAAGACCAAAUGCGUCGAUAGUGUAUAUGUUUUAUCCAAGUAAAUAUUGGUUCCCUCGUAUAUGUGUAACGACAUAAAUGAUGUUAACACGAUUUACACAAUCUAAUUUUGGUAUGUUGAUGUC